UAUCUUUCUGACAGGUGCUGUGCAAAGCCGUGGCUGCGCUAUUGCAAUAUUUUUUACUUGCUGCACAAUUCAGCAUGAUGGCUGAAGGCAUACAACUCAUUAAGAUAACCAGCUUCCCAUUUAGAACCAACAGUAUUGUUAAAUACUUACUACCUGUCAUUUUUGGUAAGUAAAGUAACGUGUAUUAUUAGGCCAUGUACCAAUAAUUUGUAAGUAGAUUAUCAAUUAUUAGUCUAUCAGAACAUGUGCCGAAAUUUUGUAAAUAGUUUUAUAUAUUAGAACAUGAAAUGGCUUGUAAGGAGAGUAUCAAUUAUUAUAACAUAUACCAAUUUUUAGUAAGUAGAAUAGUAUAAUCAAGAAUCAGAUCAUGUGCCAAUUUAAGGUAAGUAGAGUAUUAUAUUUUUGGACAUACCAAAUGUUGGUAAGUGCAGUAUAAAUUAAUGGAACAUGUAUAACUUCCUUGAAAGUAGAGUAUCAUAAAUUUGUUGCGUACAAUUCUGGAUUUCAAAAUUUGAUAUAUAUUUUUUAAAGUUUCUAUUCGUUUCAUGAACAAUACGUAACGAAGGAAUAAGAGAAUAAUAUAUGCAAAGAAAACGUUACCGAUGCUAGUGAUACUAACAUUACUCAAUUUAAAUAUGCAAUGAAAAUAGAACUUUAAAUACAGAAACCAAAAAGUGUAACAACAUAGCAAGUGAAAUGGUACCAGCUAAAGAUACAAAUAGUAAUUUGACACAAAGAGUACAAUAUUGAAAUUAUAAAAUGUCUCAUAUAUGUUAAGAAUGAAAAAACAAAUCUCUCGCCCUCUGCUAGGAAAAAUGCCGGCCCUAUAUGAGAACCAUUUUCUAAAGAAAUUCUAGAUAUUGCGUCAUCUUACAACAGCCUUUGGAUCAAACAUAAAACAUUCGAACUUAAACAACCUUUUCUCAUUUAAGUGUGGGGUGGGUAAUGAAUGACACACCACAGUCACAUGUUGAUGUCAUUGUCAAAAAAGUAAGUUGAUGUGGCUAAAAAUGAGCCCACACAUGCCACAACAUAAUAGAACAUAUACCAAUUGUUGUAAAGAGAAUGUCAUAUAAGAGAACAUGUACUAUUGGUUGGUGAGUAGUGAAUCCUGAAUAAGGAGAUCUACUUAUGGUUUGUAAGUAGAUGUAUAGGGACAUGUACUUAUGUUUGGUAAGUAGAGAGCAAUGUAUUAGGACAUGUACGUAUGGCUGGUAUGUAGAGAUUAAUAUAUUAGGACAUGUGACAAUGGUUGGUACGUAGUGAAUCUUUAAUAAGGAAAUUUACUUACGGUUGAUAAGUAGAGAUCAAUGUAUUAGGGCAUGUGCAAAUGGUUGGUAAGUAGAGAUUCAAGUUAUAGAAUAUGUACCAAUGGUUGGUACGUAGAGUACCAAGUAAUAGAUCAAGCGGCAAUGGUUGUAAAAGACAAUGUGGUGACACGUCUUGAUGAUGUAACAUAAGUUAACACAUUUGAAAUAUGUGUAUACAAUAGUUUUAUCGUUAAUGUAAUUAUUCGAACAAGUUUGUUUUUAUCCUACCCUACACAACACUAUUAUGAACAUAUGCAACACAUUUUGUCCACAAAAAGACUGUAAAAAUGUUAAUAUAAUUAUUCGAACAAGUUUGUUUUUAUCCUAUCCUGCACAGCACUAUUAUGAACAUAACCAACACAUUUUUUUCCGCAAAAAGACUGUAAAAAAGCUCAGUGCGAAUGCAACCUCAUAUCAUACACUACACUACACUGCACUAAACUGCAUUACACUGCACUAAACUUCUCUACUCUACACUAUGGAUGCUAUAGAAACUCCAGUUAAUAUUUAAGCACAUUGUUACCAAAUGUGGUCCGAUAUAACAUUUUUAUUAUAUUUGAAUGAUUCUUACUAUGCGUAAAUAACUAUGAUUUAAUUUCCCCAUUUAAGGCACGCCGCUGCUAAUAGUCAUUAUAACUUUGAGCGUUAUCAGUGAUGGCUUUGGGACCUCAGACUAGUGAGUAGUAUCUGUGUUGCGAUAUGAUACCUUGUUUGUAAUAUAGGUCUUAGUUCUUUAAGAAUGUCUUAUGAAUCAUAGUAUUUAUAUUUAAAUCAACGAGGUUUCUUCCAAGUCAUUUCUGUACGACACCCCCACCACCUUCCUCUUCCCCAACACUAAAGAAUUCUGUAUUUACCCCACCACAUGACCCCCCGCCAUAACGAGUUGUUUUCCGAAGUCUCCCCAUCAAUAAAGAAUUCUGCAUUUACCCCACCACCUGACCCCAGCCAUAACAAGUUGUUUGCUGAAGUCUCCCCAUCACUAAAGAAUUCUGUAUUAACCCCACCACCUGACCCCAGCCCAAAUGAAUUGUUUGCUGAAUUCUCCCCAUCACUACAGAUUAUUUAUUUACCCCACCACCUGACCCUAGCCCAAAUGAAUUGUUUGCUAAAAUCUCCCAUCACUAAAGAAUUCUGCAUUUAUCCCACAACCUGACCCCAGCCCUAAUGAAGUGUUUGCUGAAGUCUCCCUUCAGAAUUCUGUAUUUGUAACCGUCUGAUAUUUUAAAGAUGUCAAUUUAUUACUAUGGAUAGUGGUUAUCUUAUAAAGAUGUCAAUUUAUUACUAUAGAUAGUGAUCAUUUUGUUACAAUGUAAUGUAAUAUUUUUGAUAGUAGUCAUGUUAUAUAAAUUCAACUUUAAAACUGUAGAUAGAAGUCAUCUAAUAAGUUGUCAAUGUAAUACGUAAUACAACUGUCAUCUUAUAAGCUGUUAAUUUAAUACCUAAUACUGUGCUCAUCUCAGAAGUUGCUGAUGUAAUACAUGAUACAUUGGUAAUCUAAUAAGUUGAUAUGUAAUACCUAAUACAGUGGUCCCUCUUUAAGUUGCCAAUGUUAUACCAUUGAGAGACGUCAUUUUUUAUGUUGAUGUCAAUUUAGUAGUUACCAUCCUAACAUGUGUUGUAUAGAUUUUUCAAUGGUAAACAUAUUUUCCCUCAUACAUUUCAGUUGUUGGCUAAACAUUGAAAACGGCCUGAUAUGGGCAUUCAUUGG
Messenger RNA from Lymnaea stagnalis (great pond snail), 3018 nucleotides. The record is from the annotation of a GenBank genome assembly. NCBI's taxonomy places the organism in Eukaryota, Metazoa, Mollusca, Gastropoda, Lymnaeidae.